GCGCGGAAGGCGAUGCGGGAGGCGGGCGGCGGCUGCGGGGAGAUGGCGGAGCGGGAGCGGCAGGAGCGGCUGAGGGAGGCGGCGGCGCUCGGCGACGCGGAGGAGGUGCGGCGGCUCGUGGAGCUGGGGGUCGGCCUCAACUCCCAGAACGAAGUCAACGGAUGGACUUGUUUGCACUGGGCCUGCAAGCGGAACCAUGCGGCAGUCGUGGCUUAUCUGCUGCAUGCUGGGGCUGACAAGGACAUCCUGACAAAGAAAGGGGAGAGGCCAGCCCAGUUAACAUCCAAGAGAGAGAUCAGGAAGAUGUUGGGAGUGGAAGAUGAACUCCCUGACUUAAAGCAAGAUUCAGAUCUGCCAAUCAUCCCCAAUUACCUGGCUAACCCACCUUUCCCAUAUGUUUACAACACCUUGAGUACCAGCAUUCCAGAUCCUCCCCUGAAUGGGAAUCCUUCACACUUGGAACCACAAGACACCAACCCUCCAUCCGUACCCGACUCGGACACCUGUGGACGAGCACGAGCGCUAUUGCAGCCUGGGAACGCUGCUCCUGAGGCUCCUCCCAACAGGGACAUCCCACCCCUGCCUCAAGGGUCUGCUGGGCCAUCACACCCAAAUCCUGUCCUCCAGAGAGCUCCUGUUUACCAGGGCUCAGUGUCUUGGGGCAGAAGUCCCUCUUUGCCAGCAGGAUCCAACCAGUCCCUACCCCAGCAAGGGAACAGCUCCUGCAUGGGACCUGUGCCAGCCUUUCAGCCUGUUUUCUUCACAGGAGCUUUUCCACUCAACAUGCAAGAACUGGUGCUUAAAGUGAGAAUACAAACCCCUAAUCUUAGAGAAAAUGACUUCAUUGAAAUUGAACUGGACAGACAAGAACUGACAUACAAGGAGCUGCUCCGAGUGAGUUGCCAUGAGCUGGGUGUGAACCCUGAGCAUGUCCAGAAGAUCAGAAAAUUACCAAAUACAAUGUUAAGAAAGGACAAGGAUGUUGCAAGGCUACAGGAUUUCCAAGAACUGGAGCUUGUUCUAACAGUAAGCGACAAAAACUCACUUUUCAGAGUCCCAACACUUUCUGAACAGAGUGGGUAUAACAAGAAGGCAUCAGAACUUACGUACUAAUUAAGGAAUAAAACAAAGUAUUUUUAUCUUUUGCUUUACAAUUAUGUUUGAAAAACAGUACCUAUAAGGGCUAAUGAUGUGAAAAAAAUCUAUUUUGUUAACUGUGAAAUAAACUGAAGUGGUUAUGCACAUUUAAAACUUCUAGUUAAUCUACAAACAGUGAGUCUGGUAUAAAAGUAGCUCAAUGCACAGGAAGUAUUGGUAGAAGUAUCUGUUAAUGCAACACUUCCUUACAAAAAGAUAAUUAAAUACUGCAGAGUUAGAAGCUCUCAGGGAAAGGCUUACCUUAAGCUGUUCUAAUAAUUUGUUUGCUAUAAAAUAGCAGAGGUACUCAAGCUAAAGAACCUGCCAUGAAGCUGAUUUAAUAUUUCUACUGAGUCCAUUACCAUCAAUAUUCUCUUUUUAGAUCAUGUUUAUUAAGUCCUAUCUUACUUAGAGGGGAAAAAAACCCAGAAGGGUUUACAUCUAUGGAAGCACAAAACUAUGUCAAGUUUAAAUUCUAUCAAGUGACUUAUAGUGAUUUCUUAAUCCCUGUUUACAUUUUUCCCUAUUUCUCAGGUUGAAAAUAAAAGUGAGAGUAAUUGUCCAAAUAAUAAAUAAGCUGUCAACCAAAAUCCCUUUUAGGGAAUUUAUUCCCUGUUGUCUGUUAAUAUAUACAUGAGCAAUUGACAUGUAAUGGCAUGUGCAAUUAAAUAUACUAUUUUUGUUACUGUA
Zonotrichia albicollis (white-throated sparrow) is the source of this 1827-nucleotide messenger RNA. RefSeq names its product ankyrin repeat domain 40 (gene ANKRD40). Lineage: Eukaryota; Metazoa; Chordata; Aves; Passeriformes; Passerellidae. The record is from RefSeq and is a predicted model, not a curated record. Gene Ontology annotation, molecular function: protein binding.